Messenger RNA from Cylas formicarius (sweet potato weevil), 864 nucleotides. RefSeq names its product forkhead box protein L3 (gene fd102C). Lineage: Eukaryota; Metazoa; Arthropoda; Insecta; Coleoptera; Brentidae. Bases 1 to 864 code for a protein of 287 amino acids. Gene Ontology annotation, molecular function: RNA polymerase II cis-regulatory region sequence-specific DNA binding; DNA-binding transcription factor activity, RNA polymerase II-specific. The transcript has a single exon. Gene Ontology annotation, biological process: regulation of transcription by RNA polymerase II; cell differentiation; anatomical structure morphogenesis. The record is from RefSeq and is a predicted model, not a curated record.
AUGUGCAGCAACGAAAGCCCAUCGAAUCCAUCACCAAGGCUGCCGAUACCAUUUCCUUUAGAAACCAAUGCUCCAAGAGCUUUGCUACCUAUAGAUCAGUACAGGUUGCAAUUAUAUCAGUAUGCCGUCGCUGAGCGGUUGCGUUAUCCAUUGCUGAAUCCAUUCCCGUCGCCUUUAACGUGCUACCCUCUAUUUCCAAGAGCUCUGCAGCCCGAGGAGCCGAAACCACAGCACAGCUACAUUGGGCUAAUCGCCAUGGCGAUUCUGAGCUCACCGGAAGGGAAAUUAGUUUUAUCGGAUAUAUAUCAGCAUAUUUUGGACCACUAUCCGUACUUCAGAACUAGAGGACCAGGGUGGAGGAACUCCAUACGACACAACUUAUCUCUGAACGAUUGUUUUAUAAAAGCUGGGCGUAGCGCCAACGGGAAAGGCCAUUACUGGGCCAUUCAUCCCGCGAACGUAGAAGAUUUUAGAAAAGGUGACUUCAGACGGCGCAAAGCUCAGAGGAAAGUGAGAAAACACAUGGGGUUGGCUGUAGAUGAAGACGGAGUUGACUCUCCAAGUCCACCACCUCUUUCCGUAAGUCCACCGGUGGUUCCCGGUCCGUCGACGGCUGUUUAUCCGACGGUUCCGAACGUGAGAGGGUCCAGAAAACGUCAGUUUGACGUGGCGUCGCUUCUAGCACCGGAUUCUGGUGACGAAACCACCGAAGAAGACAUAGACGUUGUAAAUAGUGACCAACAAGACCAAAAUGAGCGAAAACAGUGGCCUAUUUUUCCUAUUGUAAAUUAUUAUCAAGCGUUGCUGCAAGCUAGACCGGCCGGACCGAGUUCGGGUCCGACGAAAGACAGUGCUGACUCGUAA